This is a messenger RNA of Funneliformis geosporum, 376 nucleotides long. Lineage: Eukaryota; Fungi; Glomeromycota; Glomeromycetes; Glomerales; Glomeraceae. The record is from the annotation of a GenBank genome assembly.
AUCCUGCUACAUUUGUUAUCCUCCUGAACAAGUUACAUCAGAGCGUUUUCAACAAUUUUGGAAUUGGAUUACUGCUGAGUAUCCUGCCGUGACAUUUACCAGAUAUACUCAACAAUAUUUGGAAGAACUCAACUACACCUAUCUCUACAUUGGUACUGCUAACGCAGUAAACGACGCCUUACAUAAUCUCAUUUUCAGUAUUCGGUAUAAUAUUGGAUUUGACGAAUCCCCUGUUGUAGUUAGGCAAAAUAUAUACAACGCUUUCAUUUUAACAAGAGGAUUUGCUUUAGACCCACUAUUUGUAUUAUAUCAGAUAUCAGAAACAACUUCUUCUAUUAUUUACCGACGAAGAUUUAAACUUAGAAAAUCUAUUUGA